AUGCAGUUCCGCGCGCCAGGCGCUGAGGUGCCAAACCCAUACGCGGCACUUGGCGUGAGCCCGGAUGCCUCCGCCGACGAGAUCAAAAAGGCCUUCCGCAAAAAGGCGACGGCACUGCACCCCGACAGGAAUAACGGCGGCGACGAGGAGUUUCAGGCGGUUGGACAGGCUUACGAGAUCUUAAAGGACCCGGAGAAGCGCCGCGAGUUCGACCUGACUGGCACUGUUGGCGGCGGCGGCAUGGGCGGGGGCGGCCCGAGCCAGGCCGCGCAGGAGGCUAUGAUACGCGAGUUCAUGCGGCAGAAUGGGUUUGGAGCAGACUUUGGGUUCGGCGGCCAGGGCCAGCAGCAGCGGCCGGCGAAGAAACCGUUCCCGCGGCCCGGCGUGGACUGCUGGAUCGCGGCCGACGUGGCGGAGAUCUCGCGCGCCUCACGCGCGAGCAUGUUCAGCACCGACAAGGACGAGAUUCGUGCUCGCUUCGCAGGCACGCUUGGCGUGGUUUCGGCGGUCGACUCGCGUGACCGAUCGGUCAAGGUGCGGGUGAUGGUGUCGCCAGGCCGGGCCGCCGAAAUCUGGUACGGGUCCGACGCGAUUUGGGACCCGGCUGCUCUCGCGGAGGGGGGGCAGGUGCGGGUGUGCCGCGAUGCCGCCGCGUUGCACCGUUCCUCUCGCGCGGCGGGCCUCGCCAUAGACCUCGACAAGGACAGUGUGCGGGAGAGGUGCGCCGGCAAGACGGGCACGGUGCAGGCGGUCGACACCGGCGACCAGACCGCCAAGUUGCGGGUCGUGGAUCGACAGGCAGGCACGGCGGUUAUCUGCUGGUUCGCCAUCGCGAGCCUUGUCCCAGUGGUUUAG
This is a messenger RNA of Emiliania huxleyi CCMP1516, 855 nucleotides long. RefSeq lists its product as hypothetical. Gene Ontology annotation, molecular function: misfolded protein binding; protein-folding chaperone binding. Gene Ontology annotation, cellular component: endoplasmic reticulum. Bases 1 to 855 code for a protein of 284 amino acids. The record is from RefSeq and is a predicted model, not a curated record. Lineage: Eukaryota; Haptophyta; Isochrysidales; Noelaerhabdaceae. The transcript has a single exon.